Molecule: messenger RNA, 1650 nt
Organism: Bombyx mandarina (wild silkworm)
Lineage: Eukaryota; Metazoa; Arthropoda; Insecta; Lepidoptera; Bombycidae
Gene: uri
Product: unconventional prefoldin RPB5 interactor
Biological process (GO): negative regulation of transcription by RNA polymerase II; negative regulation of phosphatase activity
Molecular function (GO): chromatin binding; phosphatase inhibitor activity; transcription corepressor activity
Source: RefSeq, a predicted model, not a curated record
CUUCUAGCGAAUGUCUACAUUUUUGUGAAAGGAAAUGUGAACGUUUGCGUAAAACAUUUAAUUGAAAUGGUCCUAAGAAUUAAGAAAAUCGUAUUGAAACUAUACCAACAAACCAUAAAAGUGUAUAAACAUACUACACGGGUUUCUUUUUUGUAACAACCUGUACCUUACAUCAAAGCAAUGAAUUUUCUAACAGAUAUUUACGUUAAGAGACUUGCAGAGAAUGAAAAGAAUUUACAAUUCUGGGUAAAUUAUUUAAAGGAACUACGAGAACUUGAUUUAAAUGUUUUUGCGGAUAAAUUGACAGUACCAACUUUAGUACCAAUAGGCAAUCGUAUAUUAUUUAGAGGUGAAAUAAUACACACAAAUGAGAUUACGGUUUCUUUAGGGGCCGAUUAUUUUGCCAAGUGUUCGUUGAAACAAGCCGAGAUAUUAAAACAACAUAGAAUAAAAGAUGCUGAAACCAAAGUAGAUAUGUACGAAAAAGAAUAUGAUUAUCUGAAAAGUCAAAUAGCAUUUAGCAAUGAAAACAUUUAUGGAACUAAAGCCGAAGAAAUAGUAGAAAUAUAUUCUGAAGAAGAAGACAAAGCCUGGAGAAUAAAACACAGACAAAAUGUAAGGAAAUAUAAAAAAGACCAGCAGAUUCAAGAAAAAAUAAAUAAUCUAAUAUCUGAUGAAGAGCUUUGGAACAGGUUAGAUGAACUUGAACUUCAAGAAGAAUUAGAGAAUGAGUUAGUGGAGAUGAAUAAUAACUCGAAAUUCAAGUUUACUGAAAAUCCCUUUGUUGAACAGGAAGAAGCUCUAUUAAAAAUGAAUGAAGUUGAAAGUGUCAACAAUAAUAAACUUAUAACUGAAGAAAUAAAAUCAACAGAAACUAAUCUAGUGACUAAACAAAUUCAGGAGAACAAUAAUUUAAUUUCAAAAGUCAAUAUUCCAGGACAUAAUUCCAAAAUGGAGCUAUUGCAGCAAGUUAUAGAGAAACAGACUGAAUUAGAACGUAAAUUGAUCCAAUUGCAAAAUAGGGAAAUUAUAACCGAAGGUAAGACAGAACAGGAAUUAAUAUCGAAAUUGGAUGAGAUGGAACAACUGGAAGAGCUAGAAGAUGAAAUGGACAGAUUAGAUCAUAUAUUACUAAAUGAAAAUUUUGAUUUGGAAGAACAAGAUCAAGAAUUAGAGGUAGAAAUAGAUGAUGAUAAAUGCCAAGAUACAAAUGAGACAAAACUAAAAAAGAGUGUUUCAUUUGCUGAUAACAGUGAUACGGAAACUUUAGAGAUUCUUUUCAAACACAGUGAUGUAGAGCCAAGUCAAGAGAUGUAUUGCCCGGAGAAAGGUAUUCGAAAACCAAGUGAUGUGUAUGAAAUGUUCCCAAAUUUAAUAAUUGGAGCUACUUCUAUACUGAAGAAAUCUAAAUACAUUAAUGAAGAUUUUGUCGAAGUUGAAAAUUCAUUUAAAGCAAAUAAAAAAGUACUUUUUCCAACAUUACAUGAGGAAGAUUUAAUUAAAACUGUCGGCGUCAAAGAUAUUCAAGAAAAAGCCAAUAAUACUCAAGACAAAAAGAAAUGUAAUUCCACAAGGCCUAUGAGCUUGUUCAAGAAAAAAAGGAUGCAAAAUAAAAAGUAGUGUAUAUUUAUAAUAAAGUAUAUAGUGAUU